AUGCGUUUUGGCAAGACCCUCUCCGACUCCAUCUACCCCCCUUGGAAAGACAAAUACCUCGAAUAUGACAAGAUCAAGAAGCUGCUACGUGAAGAUGAGACCUCUCCACAAGGUCGUGGUGGUGAAGGCAGCUGGACUGAGCAAGAUGAGGAAAACUUCGUCCACGAGCUCACCGUCGUUCAAUUGGAAAAGGUCAACCAGCAUCAGAUUGACACCUUCAAUGCCAUUCGAGAUCGAGCCGCGGCCUGUGAGGCCAAGCUUCCGACCCCCGAGAAAGAUGACUCUGGAAGGACGGAAGAGGAGUGGAAGGCUGUUGCACAGGACACUCUGGAAGAGCUGGAUAGCAUAUCAAAGGAACUGAACGAACUUAAGAAGUUCAGUCGAAUCAACUACACUGGCUUCUUGAAAGCCGCUAAGAAACAUGACAGGAAGAGAGGCCUCAAAUACAGAGUGCGUCCGAUAUUGCAGGUCCGCUUGUCUCAAACACCUUUCAACCAAGAGGACUACUCACCCUUGCUCUUCCGCCUGUCUGCCAUGUACUCCUGGGCUCGUCAGAAGCUUGACGGAGAAGAAGCUGCAGCCAAGGUAGCUGAAGCAGACACCAAACCCAAAGACACCUACACGGCACACAAAUAUUGGGUGCAUGUCGACAACCUUCUGGAGGUCAAGACGUAUAUUCUCCGUCGCCUCCCAGUCUUGGUCUACAAUCCACAAUCCAUGAAGGUGGUCGACUCCUCACAGAAUGAACCCACCAUUACGUCCAUCUAUUUCGACAACCACAACUUCGAUCUUUAUCAAGACAAAGUGGAGAAGAGCACGGCUGGAGAUUCAGUUCGACUUAGGUGGUCUGGCCUGCUCAACGACAAGCCCGAGAUUGUCCUCGAGAAGAAAUCCGUUGGGGAGGACAUCGAGAGCAAAGACAUCCGAAUUUCCCUCAAAGAGAAAUACAUCCAGCCCUUCCUCAAGGGUGAAUACAAGAUGGAGAAACAACUCCAGAAGCUCGAAGACCGACUGGGGCCCGACUCCGAAGAAGUCAAGGCUUUCAAAGCCAACGUCGAGGAAAUCCAAUCUUUCAUCAAGGACAAAGAUCUGGAGCCGGUUCUACGGGCCAGCUACACUCGGACGGCCUUCCAAAUCCCUGGUGAUGACAGAAUCAGGAUCUCCCUGGACACCGACCUGGCCUUCAUUCGUGAAGAUGCAAUGGACCCUGAUCGCCCAUGCCGUGAUCCAGAUGACUGGCAUCGAUCAGACAUUGACGACAAUGAGAUGCAAUAUCCAUUCCCGUCCAUCAAAAAGGGAGAAAUUAGUCGAUUCCAACACGCCGUUCUCGAGAUCAAAGUCAAGGACACCAAAUACACUCGAAAUAAUACGUGGCUUCAUGAUCUCAUGAAUUCGCACCUUGUCAAAGAGGAGAAGAGGUUCUCCAAGUUUGUGCAUGGUGUUGCCGAGCUUUUCGAAGAUUAUGUCAACAGCUUCCCCUUCUGGUUGAGUGACCUGGAGACCGACAUCAGGAGAGAUCCUGUAACUGCCUAUCAGGAAGAGCAAGAAAGGGAAGCCAAAAAGGCAGAGGACGAAAUGGCUGUUGGCAGUUUAUUGGCUGGCUCCAAACUAUCUUCCUCGAAGGGCAAAGGUGGAUCUCCUGGCAAGUUUCCCGAGCGGAGACUCUCCGGCCAAGUCUCCCAAUCCGUCCAGUCACCAUCACGACUCAAGCCUGCUGAUCAACUGGAAGCCACGGCUGAAGAACGAGAUACCGAUGAGGAAGGGGUCCAUGUCGACACCUCAGUCGACGUCCGGGACUCUUCCAGGGGUGGUUUGCGAUCUUUCCUCCCUGCCUUUUCCAACUCCCGAUAUGCUCGUCGUCAUCGUCAAGGAGCUGCAUGGGAAGAUGCACCGCUGCCCCCGGGCGUUAAGGACCCCGGCGUUUGGAUCAAAGAUCAAGGUGAAUUGAAAAUUGAGGGCAAGGUCUGGCUCGCCAAUCAACGAACGUUCAUCAAGUGGCAACACAUUGCGGUGCUCCUUGCGACAUUGUCACUUGGUCUUUACAAUGCUGCCGGCGUCGACAACAAUAUUGCUCGCAUUCUGUCAGUUGUCUACACCGGCUUCGCAGUCUUCGCAGCUGUAUGGGGUUGGGGAGUUUAUAUGUGGCGUAGCAAAUUGAUCACCGAACGAAGCGGGAAAGAUUUUGAUAAUGCUAUUGGGCCGUUCAUCGUGACCAUUGGAUUGGCCUGCGCAUUGAUUUUGAAUUUUGCAUUCAAGUAUAAUGCUGCUGUUGCAGAUGAUGGCACACCUGUGAACGGCACGGCCCUGAUGCCUAUGGUCAAGCAGCUGCCUAAGGGAAAUAUGGUCAACGACUUGUGGACACAGGAACUGUAG
Molecule: messenger RNA, 2373 nt
Organism: Rhinocladiella mackenziei CBS 650.93
Lineage: Eukaryota; Fungi; Ascomycota; Eurotiomycetes; Chaetothyriales; Herpotrichiellaceae
Exons: 1
Coding region: 1-2373 (790 amino acids)
Cellular component (GO): fungal-type vacuole membrane; vacuolar transporter chaperone complex
Source: RefSeq, a predicted model, not a curated record